Molecule: messenger RNA, 323 nt
Organism: Capsicum annuum
Lineage: Eukaryota; Viridiplantae; Streptophyta; Magnoliopsida; Solanales; Solanaceae
Exons: 1
Molecular function (GO): protein dimerization activity
Source: RefSeq, a predicted model, not a curated record
AUGCGAGGUGGUAAUUCCAAAUUCUCCAACUUGCAAGGAAUUCGUGACUUGGCAAAGACAUUAGUUGAGGCAAAUCUUGUGAAGACUUAUUCACUUGUUUAUUUACUUGUGAAGUUGGCUCUAAUUUUACCCGUUGCUACGGCAACUGUGGAAAGAGCAUUCUCUUCCAUGAAGCACAUAAAAAAUGAAGUGCGAAAUAAUAUUGGUGAUCAAUAUUUAAAUGAUUGUUUAGUAUGUUACAUGGAGCAUGAUGUAUUUGCAAAUGUAAGUAAUGAUGUCAUCAUUGAUCGUUUUCAGAAUAUGAAAACUCGUCGUGGACAAUU